AUGUCCACUCAACUCGACGCCGCCUCUAUCGCCCGUGCCUCCCUACAUGAUCCCAAUAACUUCAGCCUCCAGUACUCCCAAACCUUGCACCGCCUAAUUCUCCUGGAGCACUGGAACAUCCCCACUGACUCGAAGGUGCUGGAACUAGGAUGCGGGCAGGGGGACUGCACGACUGUCCUUGCCCAUGCUGUAGGUGAGCAGGGGAAAGUAGUCGCGGUCGAUCCGGCGGAAUUGGAAUAUGGUGAGUCAUCUAGCAUUUCUGACCCUGUCUAUUGUUCGUUGCACAGCACGCAAAGCAGCCAGCUGAUGGUUCCGGCAGGUGCCCCGUAUACUCUCGGCCAAGCACAAGGUCACAUCUCGCAAGGCCCGCUAGGAGGACGGAUUACUUGGGCCUUUGACGCAACAGUGCUCGCCCACAGCCUAUGGUACUUCGCCUCUCCCUCGCUCAUCCUGUCCACCUUCCGUGCCAUCAAGCAGCAUAGCAAGCGUCUCCUCCUUGCUGAGUGGUCGUUGGUAGCAACACACCCCUCCUCCCAGCCUCACGUAUUGGCUGCGCUCACCCAGGCAGCGCUGGAGUGCCGUAAACCCAAUAACAGCGUCUCAAACAUCCGCACGGUGCUGGGGCCAAAGCGGCUUACCGAGAUAGCUCUGGCUGCUGGAUGGCAGCUGGAGAGUGAGACCCUCGUGCAAGGUGGGGAGGGGUUGUUGGACGGACAAUGGGAAGUCUCUGCUUGUCUUUCUUCUUCUUUUGAAAGGGAAGUAGAGGAGAGUAUUAGUGAUGAGAGGGAGCGCGCGGUAGUUCUUGCGUCACGGGAUGCGUGUGAGGCGAGCUUGGAGGGUAUACAGGGGGGUCGGAAAGGAGUUAGGGCUAUGGAUGUUUGGGUUGCUACUUUCGUCUGA
This is a messenger RNA of Penicillium nucicola, 900 nucleotides long. RefSeq lists its product as uncharacterized. NCBI's taxonomy places the organism in Eukaryota, Fungi, Ascomycota, Eurotiomycetes, Eurotiales, Aspergillaceae. The transcript is spliced from 2 exons. The record is from RefSeq and is a predicted model, not a curated record. The coding region runs from base 1 to 900 and encodes 299 amino acids.